AUGUUAUACUCAAAUACACUCAAGGCUGAGGGUGAGGACAGCCCUAAGGCUGCAUUCACCCAUCAAUUACCCCCAAAUUGCCGCAUUCCCUUCGGCCUCGGGAAAGAAGACCUAGGUCUUCCAGCCACAACCAUCGACGAACUGCGUAGUUCGUUGACACAUGUCCUUCAUGCAGCCUGGGCCGUAAAAUUCACUUUAGGUGUUCGCAGUUUUGAGCAACAACAUAUCAAAGGCGUUCAGAACCUGAUCAACCUCUGCAUAUCCAGUCGCCGAUGUUGUCCCGCCGAGUUUUACUUCUGCUCUUCGAUCUCUGCGGCUGCUGCUACACCUCUUCCGGCUCAGAUCGCCGAAGGCCCAAUCCCUGAGCUUGCACAUGCUCAGAAUAUGUGCUACGCUCGGUCCAAGCUUGUGGGCGAGCGAAUUGUGCAUGCCGUCGCGCUGACUACGGGGAUGGUAGCCAAGGUUCUUAGAAUCGGACAGACUGUCGGAGACACUACUACUGGGCAUUGGAACCCGACUGAGGCGAUUCCACUUAUGCUCCGGACCGCCAAGACAUUGGGAGUGCUACCAGCAUUAGAUGAGACUCCAGCAUGGCUUCCGGUUGAUGUAGUUGCGAGAUCCGGUUUAGAGCUAAGUGGGAUCGUCUCCAACGAAAAAGCCAAGUCUCUUGCUCAUGACCCCAACAUAGUCUACCAUGUUCAGAAUUCCAGAACUUUCCGAUGGACAGAGGAUCUGUUGCCAACUCUACAGCAGGCGGGCUUGAAGUUUGAUGUCAUUCCCAAGAGAGAAUGGGUGCAGCGUCUGCGUGAAUUCGAGCAGGAUCCGCGGGAAACUCCAACGAUUAAACUGUUGGGCUUCUUCGAGAAAUAUAAUAACGAUGCCCCCGGUCGUUCAGGAUUAUCAUUUUCCAUGGAGAAGACGGAAAGCGCGAGCCCUUCGCUGAAAGGUGGUGUGGAAUUGAUUGAUUCUGGCUUAAUCAAACGAUUUGUGGAUGCGUGGGGACCACGGUGGUCAUCAUUCUUUUGUUUUCGAGAUCUGGGGUAA
Messenger RNA from Aspergillus nomiae NRRL 13137, 1044 nucleotides. RefSeq lists its product as uncharacterized. The record is from RefSeq and is a predicted model, not a curated record. NCBI's taxonomy places the organism in Eukaryota, Fungi, Ascomycota, Eurotiomycetes, Eurotiales, Aspergillaceae. The transcript has 2 exons. Bases 1 to 1044 code for a protein of 347 amino acids.